Messenger RNA from Xenopus laevis (African clawed frog), 4849 nucleotides. RefSeq names its product hexokinase domain containing 1 S homeolog (gene hkdc1.S). Gene Ontology annotation, cellular component: mitochondrion; cytosol; mitochondrial outer membrane. Bases 751 to 3501 code for a protein of 916 amino acids. The transcript has 18 exons. Gene Ontology annotation, molecular function: D-glucose binding; fructokinase activity; glucokinase activity. The record is from RefSeq and is a predicted model, not a curated record. Gene Ontology annotation, biological process: carbohydrate metabolic process; glycolytic process; glucose metabolic process. NCBI's taxonomy places the organism in Eukaryota, Metazoa, Chordata, Amphibia, Anura, Pipidae.
GGAGAGGGGGGAGACGUUUCCCCUGAACUGGACCAUCACUAAGGCACCAGGGGGACAGCUUAGAGCCCCGCCUUCGCUCUCUCCGGUUGGCUUUGCAGCUUUCAUCGCUCUCGCACACCCCCUUAGAGCAGCCAAUCCAACGUCUUGCCGGUUCCUGCAAAGCCUUAAAGCCCCCUACAGUGACUCACACAUGUAACACGUGUAUGAUUCGCCUGCCUCUCAACAAUGCACCUCGUUGUACACUCCCUCCAUUACAGCCUGCCAUUAUAUACGGUGCCGUUAAUCACACUGUCCUGUCGCGCUGCUGUGAAUGGGAUGAAUGUAAUUAGGGAUGAACCUGCGCUCAUUUAAAGCUGUGCGAUCCCCACACUGCCAGUCAAUGAACAGAUAGCGCGACUGCUAAUAAGACAAGGAAGCUGAGAUACAGGGCGAGUAGCAGAAGUCGUGUUGCAGAUAUGACUAUAAAUUAGCAGGCGGUUUCGUCAGAAACAAGUAACACUCAUGUGGCACGUGACAUUGAAGAGUUAAAGGACGGGUUGAAGUGACGUCACUGGGGGCUUGGCGGAGGGGCGGGGCAUCCCACGCUGAAUGGGGCACAUUGUACGCUCAGUGACACAAAAAACCGGCACUGCUGAGAGAUACGCGCUGCCACAGACAGACAGACUGACUGACUGACACACACACAGGGGCAAGAGACAAGCUAGCCGGCCGGAGAGUUCCAGGAAGAGAAGGUCCCUAGGCUGAAGAGCCAUGAUAGCCUCCCACUUGUUGGCAUAUUUCUUCACUGAGCUCAACCAUGACCAAGUUCAGAAGGUUGACAAGUACCUAUACCACAUGCGCCUGUCAGAUGAGACACUUUUGGAAGUGUCCAGCCGAUUUGAGAAGCAGAUGGAGAAAGGGCUUGGGGAAGAGACCAGUCCCACUGCUUGCGUGAAGAUGCUGCCCACUUUUGUACGAUCCACUCCAGAUGGGACAGAAAAUGGAGACUUUUUGGCCCUGGAUCUUGGAGGGACAAAUUUCCGUGUGCUGCGAGUAAAAGUGACUGAUAAUGGAAUGAAGAAAGUGGAGAUGGAGAACCAGAUAUAUGCUAUCCCAGCAGAUCUCAUGCGAGGCAGCGGGGAACAGCUUUUUGACCACAUUGUAGAAUGCCUGGCCAGCUUCAUGGAGAAGUUGAACAUCAAGGACCAGAAACUGCCUUUGGGAUUCACUUUUUCCUUCCCCUGUCACCAGACCAAACUGGAUGAGAGUAUCCUAGUGAACUGGACAAAAGGAUUUAAAGCCUGUGGAGUUGAAGGAAAAGAUGUGGUCACCCUUUUAAGGAAGGCAAUCAAGAAAAGAGGAGAUUUUGACAUUGAUAUUGUAGCGGUGGUGAAUGAUACUGUAGGAACCAUGAUGACUUGUGGAUAUGAUGACCACAACUGUGAGAUUGGAAUCAUUGUCGGUACAGGAACCAAUGCAUGUUACAUGGAAGAAAUGCGCCACAUCGAUCUAGUGGAGGGGGACGAGGGACGGAUGUGCAUUAACAUGGAGUGGGGAGCUUUUGGGGAUGAUGGCUCCUUGGAAGACAUCAGGACACAGUUUGAUAGGGAAAUCGACAUGGGAUCUUUAAACCCAGGGAAACAACUGUUUGAGAAGAUGAUCAGUGGAAUGUAUAUGGGGGAGCUAGUGAGGCUUAUCCUUGUGAAAAUGGCCAAAGAAGACCUGCUGUUUGAAGGCAGAAUCACGGCUGAUCUCCUGACCCGUGGCCAUUUUGAAACUCGCUUUGUUUCGGAAAUUGAGAAGGACAAGGAAGGGAUCAAAAUAGCACAUGAGAUCCUGACCAAACUUGGCUUGGAGCCAUCACACGAGGACUCUGUGGCUACACACCGCAUAUGUCAGAUUGUGUCAACCCGUUCUGCCAGUCUGUGUGCAGCCACACUUGGUGCCAUACUACGGAGAAUCCAGGAAAACAAAGGUGCUGAGAGGCUGAAAUCCACAGUGGGAGUUGAUGGAUCUGUCUACAAAAACCAUCCCCACUUUGCCAGACGUCUUCAAAAGACUGUCCGCCGCCUGGUGCCAGAAUGCGAUGUUCGUUUCAUUCGUUCAGAGGAUGGAAGUGGGAAAGGAGCAGCUAUGGUGACGGCUGUGGCCUACAGACUGGCUGACCAACAGCAUGAACGGGAGAAGACCCUGGAGGCCUUUAAUCUUAACAUGGAGCAGCUCCUGGAAGUCAAGAAGAUCAUGAGGCAAGAGAUGGACAGAGGUCUGAAAAAGGAAAGUCAUGAAGAGGCAACAGUCAAGAUGUUACCCACAUUCGUGCGUUCAACCCCUGAUGGCACAGAGAAGGGAGAUUUCCUAGCACUGGACCUCGGAGGCACCAAUUUCCGCGUACUGCUUGUUCGAGUUCGCAAUGGGAGACGAGGAGUGGAAAUGCACAAUAAAAUCUACACAAUUCCCCAGGACGCGAUGGUGGGAACAGGAGAAGAGCUCUUUGACCACAUUGUUCAUUGUAUUGCGGAUUUUCUGGAGUACAUGGGCAUGAAAGGAGUCUCCCUGCCUCUUGGAUUCACCUUUUCUUUUCCUUGCCACCAGAACAGUCUGAAUGAGGGAAUUCUACUCAAGUGGACAAAAGGCUUUAAGGCUACUGGAUGUGAAGGAGAGGAUGUUGUACAUCUGCUGAAGGAAGCCAUCCAUAGGCACGAGGAGUUUGAUCUGGAUGUAGUGGCUGUUGUGAAUGACACAGUGGGCACCAUGAUGACCUGUGGCUAUGAGGACCCUCACUGUGAGAUGGGGCUCAUUGUAGGUACUGGCAGCAAUGCCUGCUACAUGGAGGAGAUGAGAAAUGUGGAGCUGGUGGAUGGGGAGGAGGGCAGAAUGUGCAUUAAUAUGGAGUGGGGAGCCUUUGGGGACAAUGACUGCCUGGAGGCAGUUCGCACAGAUUUCGACAGAGCUGUGGAUGAACUCUCCCUCAACCCCGGAAAGCAGAGGUAUGAGAAGAUGAUCAGCGGCAUGUACUUGGGAGAGAUCGUCAGAAACAUCUUGAUUGAUUUCACCAAAAGGGGGCUUCUUUUCCGAGGGAAGAUUUCAGAAAGGCUCAAGACCAGGGGCAUCUUUGAAACCAAGUUCUUAUCGCAAAUAGAGAGUGAUCGAUUGGCUUUGCUGCAGGUCCGCUCCAUCCUACAGCACCUUGGCUUAAACAGCACCUGCGAUGACAGUAUCAUUGUAAAAGAAGUAUGCGCGGUGGUGGCACGGAGAGCUGCUCAGCUGUGUGGAGCUGGAGUUGCAGCAGUGGUGGAUAAGAUCAGAGAGAAUCGAGGCCUGGAGAAUCUAAAGGUCACAGUAGGAGUGGAUGGGACUCUCUACAAACUUCACCCACACUUUUCUUCCAUCAUGCACCAGACCGUGAAAGAUGUAUCCCCGAAAUGCCAAGUGACAUUUUUACAGUCAGAAGAUGGCAGUGGGAAGGGAGCUGCUCUGAUCACUGCUGUGGCGUGCAGAAUCCGCGAAGCAGGCGAACGCUAGGAUGGAGCAGGAGACAGUUGUGCUCAUUCCCACACAUAGACUUUCUGCAGCCUCCAUCCUUCAUCUUCCUUAGCAUCAUGUGGUCCCCAAAUCUCAACGACUGAUACACCUUCCUGGGAAAUGUACAAAAAAGGGGCUGCCAAUGAGCUUCCAUGCAUUCAUCUGACUUUUUUUAUUUAGGUGAUAACAGCAAUAUGCAGAGGAAAUUCCAGUUAGCUGCAUUAAUACAGAUUUCUAGUUGUACAUUUGGCGAUGGUAGAUGCCCAGUGGGGUCACAUAGCACAAAAGCUUUUCCAAUAUGGCUGAAUAGCAGUGGGCUGCAAUAGAGAGCCAAAGAGAGAUGGGACACCCAGUUGGUAAGAUUUCCCCUUUGGUGGAAACCGUUCAUUUAGAAACUCUUUGCAGUCCAUUCACUGUAGAAUAAGUCGCCAUUUGUAAAAGCGAUAAAUAACCAUGAAUUUGCCAUUUGCUGCUGCUGCUACGUGGAAAGACCACACUUGAUUAAAAGAAACUAAAUAUGUGAAUGGAGAAAAGUCUAUGGCACGAGUAGAACCUGCUGUUCGAUUCUAAUAAGGAGUGUUUUAUGUGUACCAUGAAAGCACCUAUAUUUAUAGAAAAAGGAACAGUUUAUUUAUUUUUUUCUACAGCAGUUAAUAAUUAUUGAUAUGUUAUGACUGAUAUGUAUUUUUCUACCUUGCAGGCACGUGUAUAGAGAGGCCUGAAAGAUGCCUUAGAGAUUUAAAUACCAUUGUACUCAUUGUUAUGCACACCUAGCCUGUUGUUUUUCAACUACAUUUCCUAGAAUACGUUACAGGGGAUUCCGGGAGUUGCAGUUGAAAUACCAUAGACACAUUUCCUAGCUCUAUUUUUCUAGGAAUUUUUACAAAGAUUCUCUUUGGGCAUUUGUUUUAAAGAAAUACCUGUGCUUCCAAACUGUAACUCUUUCCGGAUACAAACAGACUUGAAUGUAUUCAAUGUUAAUGGAGUGAGAGAUGUGUGUGUGGUUCUACAUUGUGCAACCCUUAAAGCCUUUAUCCAAACUCCCAACACAGGACACAUAUGGGGCAAAUUCACGAAGAUUCGUAGUUGCGCCAGGCGUAACUUCGCCAGGCGUAGUUUCGCCAGCGCUCCGCAAAUUCACUAAAAUCCGAAGUUGCGCUCAGGGGUAGCGUAAGGUUGCGAAGUUGCGCUAGCGUUGAUUCACUAAGCGAAGCGAAGUUACGCUAGCGAUGGUUAAUUUGCAUACGGCGCCAAAUUCAAAUUUCAAUGGAGGAAUACGUAGAAUCACUACAAAUGCCUGGGAAAACGUCAAAACAUCAUAUAAAAAAUUUUUUUUGCCCUACACAUG